ACUGCGAGGUGAAGCUUUAACUUCAGACUUGGAGGUGGGCUGUGCAGCAAACUGAAAUGCUGGCCCCCACUUGCUCCUCAGUGGAGGAGUGAUCCUAACGGCACCGGCUCAGCCUGCAGCUGCCGUGGGCUUUGUGUGGACUGGAUUCCGAGCUGGGCAGAGGGGGAGGGUUAUUACUCCAGUUCCCAGGCAGUGGAAUUACAGCUAGAGCAGCAGGAUAUAUGGGAUUGCUUUUUCUCAUCUUCCUGGUUCAGAAUGCCCAAUUAAACACUUCCUAAACAUUAACAUCUGUGAAAUAUAUAACUGGGCAGCAAGUAAAGUUUUUUUCAAAAAGAAGAAAAACAGUAAGAAAAUUUGUCAUAACUGAAUGUGGCAGUAAAAUAGAAGGAGAUGCUCAGGUCCAGUAUAUUUCAAGGAACAGAAAUAUAAAGGAAAUCUAGCAUGCUUCCAUUUUUCCCAUGAAGAAUAUUUGAAUUAAGUUUUCUUUACCUCUUGAAAGAAUACCUGUUCUUGCAUAACCUGUGACUGCACCAGAUAUUCUGAGAAAGCAGCAAGAAGCAAAAGCUGGAAAUAGCUAUUUCACAGCAGGUAAUCAUACCUCAGGAUAUAGCUACUGUACAAAGUUUAUACUUGGAUAAUCCUGGAUGGGAAUAAAGGUGGGGGGUAACUGUUACUGUACAGGCCUUAGCAUCAUGAAUGGCUUUCUUCAUGAGGAUCUGAAGUUACUAUCUCUGACCACAUUGCACAGAAGAGCCAAUAAGAAUUUCAAAGAGAGCAAUUUCCACUAAGGGAAUUAAGCUACACAAAAGGAACCUUCACACAGAAACUCUAUAAGAAAGGAAAAAAAAAUAGGAAACCAUGUGCUCUACACAGUAACAGGAAACUGAAUUGUUUCUGGUCCCUACUUUAAUGAGCUUGCCCACCACGCUGAACCGCAGCUGGAAUGUUCAUUGACAACAGCAAGCCUGAUCUGGAGGUGUGUGCGGCAUAGAAUAAACAGUGAAGAACAUUUCCAAGGACUAAACAAGAGUUUAUAAGUCCCAGCCCCUCACCAGGAAAAUAAUAUAUGUGCAUUGGAUUUUCACUCACGCAAAAUUUACUCACAUCGUUCAAUAAGGGCUCUGAAACUACCUUGUGUAAAGACCUCAGCACUGCUGACCAUGAUCAGCCCAGCCUGGAGCAUCUUCCUCAUUGGGACUAAAAUUGGGCUGUUCCUCCAGGUGGCACCGCUAUCAGUUAUGGCUAAACCCUGUCCAUCUGUGUGCCGCUGCGAUGCCGGUUUCAUUUACUGUAACGAUCGCUUUCUGACAUCCAUUCCAACAGGAAUACCAGAGGAUGCUACAACUCUCUACCUUCAGAACAACCAAAUAAAUAAUGCUGGGAUUCCAUCAGAUUUGAAAAACUUGCUGAAAGUAGAAAGAAUAUACCUAUAUCACAACAGUUUAGAUGAAUUUCCUACCAAUCUACCAAAGUACGUCAAAGAGUUACAUCUGCAAGAAAAUAACAUAAGAACCAUCACUUAUGAUUCACUUUCAAAAAUUCCCUAUCUGGAAGAAUUACAUUUAGACGAUAACUCUGUCUCAGCUGUUAGCAUUGAAGAGGGGGCAUUCAGAGAUAGUAACUAUCUCCGGCUGCUUUUCCUGUCUCGUAAUCACCUUAGCACAAUCCCCUGGGGUUUGCCCAGGACUAUAGAAGAGCUCCGCUUGGAUGAUAAUCGCAUAUCCACCAUCUCAUCACCAUCUCUUCAAGGUCUCACUAGCCUAAAACGCCUGGUUUUGGAUGGAAACCUGCUGAACAACCAUGGAUUAGGUGAUAAAGUUUUCUUCAACCUAGUCAACUUAACAGAACUCUCACUGGUACGGAAUUCCCUGACUGCUGCACCAGUAAACCUUCCAGGCACAAACCUGAGGAAGCUUUAUCUUCAAGAUAACCAUAUCAAUAGGGUGCCCCCAAAUGCUUUUUCUUAUCUGAGGCAGCUGUAUCGACUUGAUAUGUCCAAUAAUAACCUAAGUAAUUUACCUCAGGGUAUCUUUGAUGAUUUGGACAAUAUAACACAGUUGAUUCUUCGGAACAAUCCCUGGUAUUGUGGGUGCAAGAUGAAAUGGGUACGUGACUGGUUACAAUCACUACCUGUGAAGGUCAAUGUGCGUGGGCUCAUGUGCCAAGCCCCAGAAAAGGUUCGAGGGAUGGCUAUCAAGGACCUCAAUGCAGAACUAUUUGAUUGUAAGGACAACCCGGUUGUAAGCACCAUUCAGAUAACCACCGGGACGCCCAAUACAGUGCAUCCUGCUCAAGGACAGUGGCCAGCUCCUGUGACCAAACAACCAGACACGAAGAACCCCAAACUCACUAAGGAUCAACGAACCACAGGGAUUCCAGCAAGAAAAACAAUUACCAUUACUGUGAAAUCUGUCACCUCUGACACAAUUCAUAUCUCUUGGAAACUUGUCCUACCUAUGACGGCUUUAAGACUCAGCUGGCUCAAACUGGACCACAGCCCAGCGUUUGGAUCUAUAACUGAAACAAUUGUAACAGGAGAACGCAGCGAAUACUUGGUCACAGCCCUGGAGCCUGAUUCACCCUAUCGAGUCUGCAUGGUUCCCAUGGAAACCAGUAACCUCUAUCUAUUCGAUGAAACUCCUGUUUGUAUUGAGACUGAAACUGCACCCCUUCGAAUGUACAACCCUACAACCACCCUUAAUCGAGAGCAAGAGAAAGAACCUUACAAAAACCCCAAUUUGCCACUGGCUGCCAUCAUUGGCGGGGCUGUGGCCCUGGUGACCAUUGCCCUGCUCGCUUUGGUGUGCUGGUACGUUCAUAGGAAUGGAUCCCUCUUCUCACGGAACUGUGCGUACAGCAAAGGGAGGAGAAGAAAGGACGACUAUGCGGAAGCUGGCACCAAGAAGGACAACUCCAUCCUGGAAAUCAGGGAGACUUCUUUUCAGAUGUUACCAAUAAGCAAUGAACCCAUCUCAAAGGAAGAAUUUGUAAUACACACCAUAUUUCCUCCUAAUGGAAUGAAUCUGUACAAAAACAAUCACAGUGAAAGCAGUAGUAACCGAAGCUAUAGAGACAGUGGUAUUCCAGACUCAGAUCACUCACACUCAUGAUGCUGGAGGACGUGCAGCAGACCAUGUUUCGGUUUUUUUAAACCUAAGGAAGGUGAUAGUAGGAACCCUGUUCUACUGCAAAACACUGGAAAAAGAGACUGAGAAAAAGCAAUGUACUGUACAUUUGCCAUAUAAUUUAUAUUUAAGAACUUUUUAUUAAAAGUUUCAAAUUUCAGGUUACUGCUGCGAUUGAUGUAGUGGAGAUGCCUGAACACAAUUCUAUAUUUUAGUAUUUUUUAGUAAUUUGUACUGUAUUUUCCUUGCAAAUAUUGAAGUUAUAAACCAUUUACUUUGUGUUCUACUGAGUAAGAUGACUUGUUGACUGUGAAAGUGAAUUUUCUUGCUGUGUUGAACAAUCAGGACUGCAUUCACAUGAGAUCCUUGUAGUAUAAGCACAGGCCAUUUUUCACUUUGGUAUUAAUAAAAUGUAAAAAAAAAAAAAAAAAAAAA
Messenger RNA from Bubalus bubalis (water buffalo), 3560 nucleotides. RefSeq names its product fibronectin leucine rich transmembrane protein 3 (gene FLRT3). Lineage: Eukaryota; Metazoa; Chordata; Mammalia; Artiodactyla; Bovidae. The transcript has 4 exons. Gene Ontology annotation, molecular function: protein binding. The record is from RefSeq and is a predicted model, not a curated record. The coding region runs from base 1161 to 3110 and encodes 649 amino acids.